GCUGGGGCUGCUGCUGGCCGCCGCCGGCCCCGGCGCGGCCAGGGCCAAGGAGACGGCCUUCGUGGAGGUGGUGCUCUUCGAGUCCAGCCCCAGCGGCGACUACACCACCUACACCACCGGCCUCACCGGACGCUUCUCCCGGGCCGGGGCCACGCUCAGCGCCGAAGGCGAGAUCGUGCAGAUGCACCCACUGGGAUUGUGUAAUAACAACGAUGAAGAAGACUUGUAUGAAUACGGCUGGGUUGGCGUCGUGAAGCUGGAACAGCCAGAGUUGGACCCUAAACCAUGUCUCACCGUCCUUGGCAAGGCAAAGCGAGCAGUGCAAAGAGGAGCUACUGCAGUCAUCUUUGAUGUAUCCGAAAACCCCGAUGCUAUUGACCAGCUAAACCAGGGCUCAGAAGACCCACUAAAGAGGCCGGUGGUCUACGUUAAGGGAGCGGAUGCUAUCAAACUGAUGAAUAUUGUGAAUAAACAGAAAGUGGCACGAGCCCGGAUCCAACACCGACCCCCUCGGCAACCCACUGAGUACUUCGACAUGGGGAUAUUCCUGGCCUUCUUCGUGGUGGUAUCCUUGGUUUGCCUCAUCCUUCUGGUCAAAAUCAAACUAAAACAGCGACGCAGUCAGAAUUCCAUGAAUAGGCUGGCCGUGCAGGCUCUGGAAAAGAUGGAAACCCGGAAAUUCAAGUCGAAAAGUAAAGGCCACCGGGAAGGAAGCUGUGGCGCCUUGGACACGCUCGGCAGCAGCUCAACGUCAGACUGUGCCAUCUGCCUGGAGAAAUACAUCGACGGAGAGGAGCUAAGGGUUAUUCCGUGUACCCACCGGUUUCACAAAAAGUGUGUGGAUCCCUGGCUGCUGCAGCAUCACACUUGUCCCCACUGUCGCCACAGCAUCAUCGAGCCCAAGGGCAAUCCCGUGCCCGUGUGCCUGGAGAGCAGUAACCCGGCCCCCGGCCGGCAGCAAAGGGUCAUCUUGCCGGUCCACUACCCCGGCCGGGUCCACCGGACUAGCCAGAUCCCGGCCUACCCGACACGCACGAGCAUCGACUCCCAUGGAAACCCCAUCACGUUGCUGACUGUGGACCGGCCCGGGGAGCAGGGCCUGUACCCGGCUCCGGCCCCGGCCCCGGCCUACGUCCGCAGUUACCAGCCGAUCCACCUGGACCCCACCGGGAGCGCGCACCACUGCGGCCUGGAGCACAGGGCCUACUCGGCCGCCCACGCCUUACGGAGGCCCAAGUUCGGUGGGCGCGGCUUCUCCAAGGCAGCUUGCUUCUCCCAGUACGAGACCAUGUAUCAGCACUACUACUUCCAAGGCCUCAGCUACCCGGAGCAGGAGGGUCACCCCGCGGCUGGCGGGGCCGCCCCCAAGGGCCCCUCCCGCACCUUCCCGACCGGGGGCAGCCUGCUCUUCCCCACAGUGGUCCACGUGGCCCCGUCCUCCCGCCUGGAGACGGGCAGCACCUCCAGCUUUGGCUGCUACCACGGCCACCGCUCCGUGUGCAGCGGGUACCUGGCGGACUGCCCGGGCAGCGACAGCAGCAGCAGCAGCAGCAGCAGCAGUAGUGGCGGGGGGGCCGGCGGCGGCGGCGGGAGUUCCGGUCCCUGCCACUGCUCCUCCAGCGACUCGGUGGUGGACUGCACCGAGGUCAGCAACCAGGGCGUGUACGGGAGCUGCUCCACCUUCCGGAGCUCCCUGAGCAGUGACUACGACCCCUUUGUCUACCGCAGCCGGAGCCCUGGCCGGAGCGGGGCCGUCCUCCCGGAGGGAGCCCCGCGGGAAGAGCCCCCGGCCUCCUCGUUGGGGGACCAGCUGUCAGACUGCAGCCUGGAGAUGAACUACAGCAGUAAUUCCUCCCUGGAGCCCAGGGACCCCCACAGCUCUACCUCAGAGGGAGGGCUCGAGGCGCCUCCCGCAGCCCCCGCCACCGGACGGAGGACCUGGCAGGGCCCGCGGGCCAGCGCCGAGUCCCCGGAGCCGGCCUGCCCCUGCUGCUCGGAGAUCCAGCCCUCGGCCCCAGAGCCCGACCCGGCGGCGGGGACGGCCGACGACGGCGGGUCACCGUUCCCGGGCCUGGCCCCAUGGGGGGCGCGCGGCCCAGGGGCGGAGCCGCGGCCGGGAAGCGCCCAGGGCUCUUAUGGCGUCCCCCCGGACCACCUGCACAGGACAGAUGGGGCGAAAUAUGAGGGCUUGCCCUGCUGCUUCUAUGAAGAGAAGCAGGUGGCCCGCGGUGGGGGCGGCUACACGGAGGACUACGCGGUGAGCGUGCAGUACACGCUCAGUGACGAGGCCCCGCCCGGCUGCUACCCGGGGCCGCGGGAGCCGGGACGGCGCAUCCCCAUCAUUCCCGAGGACGUGGACUGUGAGCCGGGCCCGCCCCCUGGCCGCCAGAGGCCCUGGACCCGCAGCUCCUGGGAGGGGGCCCCGGGCACGGACCCUCGACAGCAGCACAGGGGCAGGGCCUUCCCGCAGCCGGGCCGCUCGGAGGAGGAAGAGGAGGUGGAAACCCGAACCUUCCUCCCCAACACCACCUUUGUUUCUCAGGAGGCGGCAGCAGCAGCAGCAGCAACCACCAAGGCUGCAGGAUCAGAAUCUCAUCGCCUGGACAGGAGCCCAGAGUCCUAGAUAGCUGGACCACAGCAAUCUUAUGGAGACUUCACGUUCUGUUCGACUUUUUUCAAAAACAAAACAAAAAAAAAAUUGUUUUUUAGCUCUGACAAACACAAAAAUGGUAAUAUGGAGAGCCCUCCCCUCUGCUCCAAAUUGUGAGCUGCCUGUGGUAAACCCCCAGCCCAACCCUGAUCCUGUUAAAAACAGCCUUCCUCCUUUCUCCAAGAAUCCUGUUGUCUCAACAAUAUAUAUAUAUUUUUUGUGUGUGUGUGAAGUAAAUCUGUUUGCCUGGGGUUCCGAGGUGGAUGGGAUCGAGCUCUUCAUCUUUAUGGUAUUUGUAAAAAGUAUUAUUUAAAUAUAUAUUUUUAAAAACCCUAACCCUCCCAACUCUUUUGCUGAACAGAAUCACACUGCCGCGUUAGGCAGACGCACGCGUCCUACGUAGAUCCCGUUCUCUCUCCUUGCCAUGCCCCGAGGGAGUUCAGGACUUCGGUAAGCUCAGGGCCAUACCUGCCUUAGAUAUUUUAACCAGAAACUUGAAAUGGAACGACUGUCUGACCCUGGCACGCACUGGAGAGCAGUACAGUCCUGCCCCGUGCUUCCUAGUGGCAAGUUCUCCCGGCGGCAUCCCAGUCUUGGGGAGAGGCAGGGACCCACAAGAGGGUGGGCUCGGUUGGGCAGUCCUGCCAAGCUGUCUGGUCGCCCCCGAUAGAAUUUGCUGCAGGGUGCAGUGGCAGCCGCCUGAACACGAGGUUAUUCGGGGGUGCCUUUGACUGCACUUGCUGCCCCAGGGCAGCGGUGAGGGUCUCGCACACCUCUGACCUUCUGAAGACCAAACUCAUGGGGAUUCUUGAGUCACCAUCCAGAGGAAAACCGCAGGGGUUUAGCAAUGUCUUCCCAGGACCAGUCGAGUCGGAAGCUCCUGCCACUUUCCUAAUGCGGCUCGAAUGAACUCUUCUAAUCUGGGGUGGCUGGGGUAAAGGCAUCAGCUGCACCUAAAGAAAUAUUCUGUCUCUGUGGAAGUGGCGUGGGGGUCCUCGGAAAUGUACAAAGAUGGUUUGAUCUGGUUUGAGGGAAACCCCGUGGGGUUGUAAGUUUUACUGCCUCGACUGCAAUAGAGACCAUUGCGCAUGUGCAUUGAGAAAGGGGUUGGCAGGUGAGUGUGUGUGUAUGUGUGUGUUGAGUGGAUGUACAUGCCCUUGGCUUUUCCUGGAGUUGUGAGCACAAGGCCUCCAUUUGUGAAUCUGGCAGAAGUAUUCUUGUAAAGUCAGCCUGCUUUUCUUUAAAGACACCCGCAUGCCCUCACUGCUGUUCUAAGAGCUCUGAGCAUUUAGUUUGCAGGCAGGCUCAUAGAACAUUGACCACGUUAUCAUUGACCACGUUAUCUCCUGUACAUCGGUGGUAUUUAUUGACUGCUUUCUGUGUGCAGAGCACUGGACUAAGCAUUUGGGAGAGUACAAUACAACAGA
This is a messenger RNA of Ornithorhynchus anatinus (platypus), 4077 nucleotides long. It is a transcript of the gene ZNRF3, whose product is annotated as zinc and ring finger 3. The transcript is spliced from 9 exons. NCBI's taxonomy places the organism in Eukaryota, Metazoa, Chordata, Mammalia, Monotremata, Ornithorhynchidae. The coding region runs from base 182 to 2623 and encodes 813 amino acids. The record is from RefSeq and is a predicted model, not a curated record. Gene Ontology annotation, biological process: ubiquitin-dependent protein catabolic process; Wnt receptor catabolic process; negative regulation of canonical Wnt signaling pathway. Gene Ontology annotation, molecular function: frizzled binding; ubiquitin protein ligase activity.